Messenger RNA from Exaiptasia diaphana, 2189 nucleotides. Its product is annotated as glucose-induced degradation protein 4 homolog. NCBI's taxonomy places the organism in Eukaryota, Metazoa, Cnidaria, Anthozoa, Actiniaria, Aiptasiidae. Gene Ontology annotation, biological process: protein catabolic process in the vacuole; proteasome-mediated ubiquitin-dependent protein catabolic process; negative regulation of gluconeogenesis. Gene Ontology annotation, cellular component: GID complex; extrinsic component of membrane. The transcript has 6 exons. The record is from RefSeq and is a predicted model, not a curated record. The coding region runs from base 20 to 628 and encodes 202 amino acids.
UGAAUGAAGGAGGGAAGAAAUGCCGGGAAAAGUUGCCGCAAAUCCCCUUCCUCCCAGCACUAAACAACCUGGUCUCGCUCAAUCGUUACUUUUUAGUGGUUCUCGGUUUCAAGGACACCAGAAGAGUAAAGGAAAUCGCUACGAUGUAGAGGUUGUUUUGCAGCACGUCGAUGAUGAGAACGCAUUCCUGUGUGGAUAUCUUAAGAUUAAAGAACUAACAGAAGAAUUUCCAACUCUUACAACUUACUUUGAUGGUGAAGUUAUAGGGAGAAAGCAUCCUUUUUUGACCAGAAAGUGGGAUGCAGAUGAAGACGUUGAUAGAAAACACUGGGGAAAAUUCCUGGCUUUUUAUCAGUUUGCAAAAACUUUUAAUUCCGACACAUUUGAUUAUACCCAACUAGACAACUUAGACUUUGUCUUUAUGAGAUGGAAAGAACAAUUUCUUGUACCGGACCACAAGAUACGGGACAUCAACGGGGCUUCAUUUGCUGGCUUUUACUAUAUUUGUUUACAAAAAUCUACUGCUUCRAUUGAAGGAUAUUAUUAUCAUCGUAGUUCAGAAUGGUUCCAAUCRCUUAACCUGACACAUAUUCCUGAUCAUAGUCAACCAAUUUAUGAAUUCAGAUAGACACCACCAGUUACAAACUGCACCUUCAAGUCCAUUUGUUUCUCUUUGGGAUCCCUUUGUAGUGACACAGGAAGCCCAAACUUUAAAACAUUUAUAUAUGCCACAUCAAUUAUAGAACUAGUUGGUAGGCAGUCUAAAACAUCUAAAAUGUUAAGAUAUCCGCAAUUAAUAAUCCCCCUUGCAGUUUAUGAGACUGCAGCUCCUUCUGGGGAAUACCUAGGGGUCAAAAGAUAUGCUUUUUCUAACUCUCUCAGGSAAGUCUUAAAUCAUUGUAUUUAAAAAAAGGUGCUUUUAAUUACGUAUAAUGGUAUAUUCAAGUGGACGAGCACCUGCUCUUAAUGUAGAAGUCGUAUACACAAAAUUAUUUAAUUUUUACUAUCAAAGAUGAGACUCGUGGAAACAUUUAUAAUCUUAUUUAGCUAUUAUUUCCUAGGAGUGUUAUCUUCGAUUUGAUAUAGUUGCGAGAAAACGAAACGUGUGCUAUUGAUCAAAGRAGAAAAAARCAAGUAGGUUUUGUAUAUAAAGUGAGAAUGAAAAAAGGAAAGAAGGUUAGUUCUUUUCACAAUAUUUGAAUUGUCUAGUGGUCAAACCAAGCUGCUUUCCGAAUUAUUGCUGUGUCAGAAUUGGUCAAAUUGUGUAAUAAUUAGUUUUAUUCUAAGUUAUUGUUGAAACAGCUAAAUGCACUUAUUAUGGGUCCUGUGCUUCAUUCACAAACCCACCAAUACCAAAAUCAAAUUAGGGAUUUUAUUCAACAAGUGUCAGYAGGUUUCAACUAAGGCAUGAAUUAUCMCUAUCUAAAGAUAAAAUCAUGCCAAAACACUCAUCUGAAAAGUCAUAAUCUUGAAUUUAAUUUUGCCACAUUAACUUAUAAAGUUUUCUUCAGUAUUACAGUGGAACUUGAUUAUGUCUUWGAGACGCAAAAGAGCAUUUUUGCAUCCAGUCUUUUUYUCYGCUUCCUUCCUGAGAAAGGUCUGGGUAUGAGAAUGGCAAAAGGGUUGCAAGGAAGGGGUGACCUACGUAGCACGCAGUUGAUGUAAUGUAUUCAUAAAAUGUAUUGUAUUCCAUUGYUUCUCAUUCUAUUGUAUUAUGUGUUUUGUAUUAUAUCUUUACAAAUAUAUUACAUCAACUGAGUGCUACGUAGAUUCUCCCRUUGCAGGAAGGAUUCUGGGACCAGUUGUACAAAAGGUGAUACCGCUAUCCCGAGGACAAUAUUAGUUAUCCACUCCAUAAGUAUUUGUCUGAUUGACAAGGCUAUUCACCGUCAGUACAACCAGCCCCUGUAAUAUAAUAUAGUAUCUGUGAUACUCUAACCAGUUAUUGUGCAGUGCUGUAGCUACAAGUUUUCAGUAUGGUCUGGUUUAUGAAAUAUUGGUCCAUUUGUCAGAGAUAACACUUAKUUUAUGGUGUUUUUUGAAAAGAGAGGGUGUUCCUUGUGGUUGAAAGGUAACCAACCAUAUAUGGUAGCUACAGUCCUAAAUAUGUUGAAAUCAGGAAUAAAGUAUUGUCACUAGAAGAAAUUACCAACACUGAAUAAAUUGUAUAGAUUUUUAGUCAAAAUACA